This is a messenger RNA of Aphidius gifuensis, 5049 nucleotides long. RefSeq names its product probable multidrug resistance-associated protein lethal(2)03659. The record is from RefSeq and is a predicted model, not a curated record. Bases 285 to 4301 code for a protein of 1338 amino acids. Gene Ontology annotation, cellular component: membrane. Lineage: Eukaryota; Metazoa; Arthropoda; Insecta; Hymenoptera; Braconidae. The transcript is spliced from 4 exons. Gene Ontology annotation, biological process: transmembrane transport. Gene Ontology annotation, molecular function: ATP binding; ABC-type transporter activity; ATP hydrolysis activity.
AGAAAAUGAUUUUUCAAUUUUUAAUGAUUAAAUUUACUGGGUAAUGUCUGCAUCAACUGGUGAAAUUAAUAAAAUAUAUUUUAUUACUAAAAAAAAGACUAACAAAAAUUAACAGAAAAAAAAAAGAGUAUAAUUUAAAUUAAAAAAAAUAAUUUAAAUUAAUUUGAUUGGAUAUUUAUUUAUGGACUAUAAGAUAUGAAGAAUAUUUUUUAUGUAUAAUCAAGUGAUGAUAAUUAUACACAUGAGGAGGUUUUAAUUGUAAGUGAGCUUUAUAAACUGCCAAAAUGGAUGCUAAAUUAAAUAUUCAAAGAAGGAAAAAUCCCAGACAAGGUGUUAAUCCACUGAGUGCUUUGACAUUCACAUGGAUGUUGAAAACAUUCUGGCUUGGUUAUAAAAGAGACUUGGAAAUUGAUGAUCUCACAAGGCCACUGAAGGAACACAAGAGCAGUAUGUUGGGUGAAAAAAUAUCAUCAGCAUGGGAGGAAGAAUUGAGACGUUUUGAUAAAAUAAAUCAAAAGAAAAAAAAUUCGAAAUCAGCACCAAGUUUGAGUAGAGUACUAAUCAAAGUUUUUGGUCCAAAAAUUUUAUUGUAUGGCAUUGUUGCUGCAAUCAUGGAAUUGGGAUUCAGGGUUUUCCAGCCACUUGCAGUAGGAAGACUUUUAAAAUAUUACUCCAAAACAGAUAAUGUUAAUAUGACAAAAGAAGAAGCUUAUCUUUAUGCUGGAGCAGUGAUACUAGCUUCAGCAUUGAGUGUUUUUAUGAUGCAUCCUUAUGUAAUGGCCUUGAAUCACAUUGGAAUGAAAAUGAGAGUGGCAUGUUGUUCACUGAUUUAUAGAAAAACUUUACGUUUGUCAAAAACAGCACUUGGUGAUAUAACAAUUGGUCAAGCUAUUAAUUUACUCUCAAAUGAUGUCAGUAGAUUUGAUAAUGUAAUAAUAUUUCUUCACUAUAUUUGGAUUGGACCAGUGUUGACAGGUAUGGCUAUGUAUUUUAUGUAUCUUGAAGUUGGAUGGCCUGCUGUUGUUGGUGUUGGUUCACUGUUGUUGUUUAUACCAUUACAAGCAUGGCUUGGUAAAAAAUCAUCAACUCUUCGUUUAAAAACAGCAAUCAGAAGUGAUGAACGUGUUAGACUUACCAAUGAAAUUGUCGGUGGUAUUCAGGCUAUUAAAAUGUAUACUUGGGAACAUCCAUUUAGUCGUUUAAUUGAAAAAGCAAGGAAAAAAGAAAUAAAUGUCAUUCGAACGACUUCUUACGUACGAGGUAUUUUAAUAUCUUUUGUUACAUUUACUACAAGAUUUUCAACGUUUAUAACAAUAUUAGUAAUGUUACUUUUAAAAAAUAAUGAUGAUGGAAAUGGCAACAGUAUCAAAGCCGAAAAAAUUUUUAUGUUGACCGCAUAUUUUAAUCUUUUACGUGAAACAAUGACUGAAUUUUUCCCUUUGGGAAUUGCACAGAUAGCUGAAGCUUCUGUGUCAAUAAAACGUUUACAAGAUUUCAUGAUGUAUGAAGAAAUUGGCUCACAAAAAUCGAGACAUCCACAUUUUUCAACAACUUAUCAUCAAGAAACAUUAACGAUAAAUAAUUUAAAUGAAAAAGAAGAGAAAAAAAUUAAUCAUUCAAAUGAUAAUGAGGGUUCAGUGACAAUUGAUAGAGCACAUGCAAGAUGGAUAGCUGAAGAUAGUGAAGAUACAUUGAGUGAUUUGAGUAUGACAGUAAAGCCAGGACAACUGAUAGCUGUUGUUGGUCAAGUUGGUUCUGGUAAAUCAAGUUUAUUAAAUGUUAUAUUAAAAGAGCUGGCUGUCUAUCAGGGAAGUGUUGAUGUCCAGGGUAAUAUUGCGUAUGCAUGUCAAGAGCCAUGGUUGUUUGCUGGUUCAGUGAGAAAUAAUAUUCUCUUUGGUCGAGCACUUGAUCAAAAAAGAUAUGAACGAGUUGUCAAAGUGUGCCAGCUAAAACGAGACUAUCAAUUGUUUCCCUAUGGUGAUAAAACAAUUGUUGGUGAUCGAGGAGUAAGUUUGUCUGGUGGACAACGAGCCAGAAUAAAUCUUGCACGUGCAGUUUAUGCUGAUGCUCCAAUUUAUUUGUUUGAUGAUCCACUGAGUGCUGUUGAUGCACAUGUUGGCAAACACAUGUUUGAAGAAUGCAUUGUAAAAUAUCUCAAGGGAAAAACAAGGAUACUUGUGACUCAUCAGAUACAAUUUUUAAAGGAUGUUGAUAAAAUUAUUGUAAUGAAAGAAGGAAAAAUAGAAGCUGAGGGUAGUUAUGAUGAUUUAACUUCAAGAGGAAUCGACUUUGGAGCAUUAACAGAUGCUCCACUGCCUGAUGGUGAUACAAGAUCUUUGGCUAUGAGUCAAAAUAGUUCACGUCAUGCCAGUAUAAGUUCUCAUAACUCAAUUUUAACAAAUGGAACUAAAAAUGAUAACGAUAUUGAACCUGAAGAAGUUGCUGAAAUGCGAACCAAAGGAAGAGUUGGAGCUCAUAUUUUUUUAUCAUAUUUUACUGCUGGUGGUCACUGGUGUUUAAUAUUUGCUAUAUUUAUCCUUUGCGUUGGUGCUGAAGCAUUUGCAACUGGUGGUGAUUAUUUUAUUGCCUACUGGGUUGAUUUAGAAGAACAGUUUCCUAAUUCUACAAUGACAGAAUUAGACAACUCGAAUAGAUUUUUAUCUCGAGAAUGGUGCAUUUAUAUUUUUACUUGUUUGACAAUUGGUACAAUAACUGUAACAUUCAUUAGAUCGUUUGCAUUUUUUGGUGUUUGUAUGAGAGCAUCACGACGACUUCAUGAUAAAAUGUUUAGAAGUAUUAGUCGUGCUCCUAUGAGAUUUUUUAAUACAAAUUCUUCAGGGCGAAUAUUAAAUCGUUUUUCCAAAGACAUGGGUGCAAUAGACGAAUUAUUGCCAAUGACAUUUAUUGAUUGUCUUCAAAUUGGUCUUGGUAUGAUUGGAGUUAUAGUCCUUGUGAGUAUAGCAAAUCAAUGGCUAAUAAUUCCAACCAUUUUUAUUGGAAUAAUAUUUUAUCAAUUACGAGUUAUUUAUUUAUCAACAUCAAGGAGUGUCAAGAGACUCGAGGGAAUUACAAGAUCACCAGUUUUUAGUCAUUUAAAUGCAACAAUGCAAGGCUUGACGACCAUCAGGUCAUUUGGUGCUGAUAAAGUAUUAAUCAACGAAUUCGAUCAACACCAAGAUCUUCAUUCAUCAGCGUGGUAUAUUUUCAUUGCUGCAUCACGAACAUUUGGUUUUUGGCUUGAUGUUUUUUGUCUCUUGUAUAUCAUCUUAGUCACACUGAGUUUCCUGGUAUUGCCUGAAAGUAAUGAUGAAGGAUCAAAAAGUGGCAAUGUUGGUCUUGCAAUAACGCAAAGUAUUGGAUUGACUGGUUUGUUUCAAUGGGGUAUGAGACAAAGUGCUGAGCUUGAAAAUCAAAUGACAUCAGUUGAAAGGAUAAAUGAAUUUACAAAUCUUGAAAGUGAACCACCACUUGAAAGUUUACCUGAUAAAAAACCAAAAGAAGAAUGGCCAAAGAGUGGUAAAAUUGAAUUUAAAAAUGUCAACAUGUCGUAUGAUCCCGAGGAAGCUCCAGUAUUAAAAAAUCUCAAUUUUACAAUUGCUGGAAAAGAAAAAGUUGGAAUUGUCGGGAGAACUGGUGCUGGUAAAUCAUCAUUAAUAUCAGCAUUAUUUAGACUGGCAUAUAUUGAUGGUAAAAUUGAAAUUGAUGGAAUUGAUACUGGUGAAAUUGGUCUACAUGAUUUACGUUCAAAAAUAUCAAUUAUUCCACAAGAACCAUUUUUAUUUGCUGGUCGUUUAAGAAAAAAUUUAGAUCCAUUUGAUUCGUACGAUGAUAACAUACUCUGGUCAGCCCUGGAGGAUGUUGAGCUCAAAGAAAUGGAACUUCACGAAUACGUCAGUGAGGGAGGCAGUAACUUGAGUGUUGGACAACGACAACUUGUCUGUCUUGCCCGAGCAAUCAUCAGGAAUAAUAGAGUAUUAAUAUUGGAUGAAGCAACUGCCAAUGUUGAUCCAAGAACAGAUGAACUUAUACAAAAAACAAUUCGUAGAAAAUUUGCAGAUUGCACUGUACUUACAAUUGCUCAUCGACUCAAUACUGUCAUGGAUAGUGAUAAAAUACUCGUGAUGGAUGCUGGAACAGUUGUUGAGUUUGAUCAUCCACAUGUGCUUCUUCAAAACCCUGAUGGUGCACUUAGCAGUAUGAUCAAUGAAACUGGUAAAGCCAUGGCUAACAGCCUUAAAGCUGUGGCUCUCGAUCAUCAUCAUCAUCAUCAUCGUCAACGACCAUCUACAACGUCUUUGUAAAUUCAAUUAAAAAACCAUCAGCUCAACGAACAUAAGUAUUUUUUUUAUUAUUCAAGUUAAUUAAAAUAAUAGUCUGAAAGUUUUAAAAAAUCAACACCAUAAAACAAGAACAAUUGCCUUGUACUUAGCUCUUAUAUUGUACUCUAUUAUUUUUUAAUAAAUCUAAAAAUUUAUUCUAUUUACAAAAAUAAUCUCAAACAGUUGCAUUGUUUCUUUUUUUAUUUAUCUCAAUAAAUUACAUUUUAAUUAUAUAUUGCACUUGAAAAAAUACUCAGCCUGGCAUCUGUAUGAGAGAAAUGUAUUGACGAGUAAAAAUAAUAACAAUAUACCACAAAAUUGUCAGUAACCACCAGUCCACCACUGUACUCAACUGUACUGAUGUGAUCAAAUACUGGGUUCACAUUAUUUAAGCAAUAUUUAAAGAAUUAUUUAAGUAAAUAUUGCAAAAUAAAAUAAAAAUGAUUAAUCUAAAAAUAAUUACUCAAAAAAAUCAUUCAAUGACUGAUGCAGAUAACAAAUAUUACCUUGGAGAACUAAUGUUUUUAGUUUGUGCUAAAAAAAAACUCAUCGUAAUCGGUAAGGUUAAAUUAUUAUCAACAACAAAACAGAACAGGAAAAUAGACGAUUAAAUACUUGAUAAUUAUUUAAAAAAUAUUUAAAAUAAAAAAAUACCAAUUAUGUAUGUUUUAAAUUGCAGUAUUAUAUACAAACUAACAAUUAUUACAGGUGAAAAAACAAAAAAAAAGAC